ACAUGCUAUUUGCUAAGCACGAGCUGCGUGUCGAACACACGGUUGCGUCGAGGUUUUCAAGGCCCACUGCGCAUAAAAUGUCCGACGAAAAGUCGCAACCAGAAUUAUGAGGUUCGCUUUCAACAGGAGCUUUUGGUAUGUUUCCUUAAGGACAUGCAUUGCUUUCGUCAUAUAUCCAAAUUUCCCCCAUUUGAUUCUUCAUUCCAGACUCCUCUCUGUUGCUUAAAUGUUUAAGUAUCAUCAUUUUGUUUAAACAAACACACUCAAGUAAUACUACAGAGUAAAGUAAAAAGCCAUUAGAAUUCUGAGUUUGAUUACUGUGAAAUGAAAUUACUUGAAACGGUGUUGGGGAUAUAGCAUGCAGCCAUAUGAUUGGGGUGAUUUGGGUUUGUUACAUUCCCACUGCUUUUUUUGUAAUUUGAUGCCAAAGGAAUGUCUGAAAAAAGGACCAAAAGAAUGUCCAAAAUGAAGAAAUCAUAUCCCCAAAGAAAAUUGAGGACAACUUUUUCAGUUUUUUCACCCAUCUGUUUUCACCCAAUCAUAGAUACAUUUGAAUAAAUAGCAAGCCAGAAAUUCUGCCCCUCAAAACUUUCCAUUUCCCAAUCAAACACAAUGGAGACUAAACUGUCCCUACUGAGUUGCGAAAAGCAGCACAAAAGGCCAAACGAAUGAAACAGAAUCUCACAUAUACUAUUUAUUAUCUUCUACUGUAUCAUUCUCUCUCUAAGUGGCAUAAGCCAUAAAGUAGGUUUGAUUUGAACUGAACUGGGUUCUCUUUUUAAGGGUCUUUAUCCACGUCCCUUUAAGACAAAGCAUUAUCAUAAAUCAUUAUUCAUCAACAUGAGGGUUUCUAGGAAGAGAGUAUCCAGUAGUUUCCAUGACAUCAACUUCAAAUCCCCCAUGGUUAGGCCUUAUGUUCGCUCCAAAAUGCCCAGAUUAAGAUGGACUCCUGAUCUCCAUCGCUGCUUUGUUCAUGCAGUUGAACGCUUAGGUGGAGAAGAGAGGGCUACUCCAAAGAUGGUAUUGCAGAUAAUGAAUGUGAAUGGUCUCACUAUAUCUCACGUGAAAAGCCAUCUACAGGUUUGCCAUGGACAGAUGUACAGGAGCUCAAAACAGGAGCAAGUAGCGCCUCAAGCAAAAAACCUUAAAAAUGACGAGGCUCCGGGAUAUCAACUUCCAGACCAUCUCCAUGGAAGUUGCUUUAUUGAUCAAAAACUCGCUUGGAAAGAGAAGCGAGAGAUGACGAAGGAACAAAGAAAGUGCAAAGAGAAGAAACCAAAUUCUUACCUCAUUUUCAAGGACAUAAACAAACGGUGCACUGUUCAAGAGGAAGAUUGCUUUGGGAGUAGUUUGAAGAAGAUGCAUCAAGAUUUGAGAAAGUUGGAUGAUAAUAAGAGUGUAGAGAGAGGUGGUGGUGAUGAUGAAACAAUGUCACUGUGUUUGAGCUUAAAGAGUUUGCAGCCAUUGAUACAGAGUAAACCUGGGAAUUCUGAUGUCAAUGACGUGUCACUUGAGCUUAGUCUUGCUUGAACACUCUGCCACUGCUGCAAUUCAAAAUAAUGAAAUCAAACUCAAUAUUAAACAUAUAUGAUAUAACUCAUUAAUAAUGACGUCUUCCUAUCUCAUCACUUGCUUAUUUCAUGAAAAUCAUUCUAGAAUUCCAGUUUCUGAAGACUUAAGAGUUCCUUAGUUUCGCUCAAAUUUAUUUAUACUACUACUAUAUACGAACAAUAAAAAGUAAGAAAUAAGAAUCA
Messenger RNA from Benincasa hispida (wax gourd), 1754 nucleotides. Lineage: Eukaryota; Viridiplantae; Streptophyta; Magnoliopsida; Cucurbitales; Cucurbitaceae. The record is from RefSeq and is a predicted model, not a curated record.